AUGGCUUUAAGAGGCAUGGAUAUUCUCAUAGAAGAAAAACUUUCUGAAAUUCGUAAGAUAGAAUUUAUAGAAAAAGCCAUUGUCGCAAAGUUUCAUAUAUUAGGGAAUAGUGAAUCUGAAAAUUUAGACCUUGAUGAUGCUAUAAGAAACAUUGAAUGGUAUGCGAUUGCAUAUAAAUCAUUGGCAGCUAAUCAAGCGGAUGGUCGCAAUGCUGCAAUAUUACAAAGAAAAAUUGCUCUAUGUCAUCUUGAAGACCAUGCGUUAGCCGAUGCAACUGAAGCCAUUCGCCAGGCCCAAUUACAUGAACAUAAUUCGGCAGCAAAUUUUUAUAUAUUAUUCCAUAUCGCAAUGGAAAAGCGACAAAUUGUUCAAGGUUCUAUUAAAUAUUUUAUUAAAAAAAUUUUUGGUAUAUCUUGCAAAAAUUCAAAAGAAUCUGUCUUUUCUUAUAUAGCCAUUCAACACUUGCAUGAAAUGUGUAAAGGGGAUGAAUUUCACGGAAAUAUGCUCACGAUGGCCGCUCACGAGGCUUAUCAGAAAGGAAAUAAGGCAGUUCUUAUCGAAGCUUUGAAGGAAAUUCUGGAAAAACACGAAAAGGGUGAAGACAUUGCUAACAGAGAUCUAUUGCAACAAACUCUUGCAAGCAUUGAACAAUACAAAAAGUUAAAAAAGACAUUGGGUAAAAGAAAGCGAUCUACAUUGGAUGAUGAUCAGGAAAAUAAAUCCACUGCACAGAGUGAUAUGAUUUUAAUAAUUUUAUUCGAAUUUGAAGCUAAAAUAAAACUGGGAUUAUGGAAUGAAUUGCUAACAGUUCUUGAUGCAAGUACCUUCAAAAAUAUUCGAACGUAUGGCUGA
Racocetra fulgida is the source of this 852-nucleotide messenger RNA. The record is from the annotation of a GenBank genome assembly. NCBI's taxonomy places the organism in Eukaryota, Fungi, Glomeromycota, Glomeromycetes, Diversisporales, Gigasporaceae.